AUGGAUCUGUUUCUAAUCCUUUCAUUUCUUCUUGCCUUGGCAUCAGCUUCACUUGCAUCUCAAGGGAGGGCCCUCCUCCAGUGGAAAGUCAGCCUCCAAAGCCAUGGGUCGCUUGAAUCUUGGGACCUCGACACCAAUCCAUGCAACUGGACUGGAAUCGCAUGCAACGUCACACGUCGAGGCCGACAUGUGAUCAGGGAGAUAAAUCUGACCCAAAUAGGUCUGGUAGGAACGCUGAAUGCUCUCAACUUCUCCUCUCUGUCAUCACUAAUCAGUCUCAACCUCACAUUCAACAAGUUCUAUGGAAGCAUCCCUCCCACUAUAGCUGCUCUUUCCAAACUCACCUCCCUUGAUCUCUGCGCUAAUAACUUCACUGGGAUAAUUCCACUACAGAUCCGCUCUCUGACAAAGCUUAACUCUCUGAAUCUUAGUGUUAAUCAGAUAAGUGGUUCCAUUCCUCCUUGGCUAAGUGAUAUGACAAGGCUUAACUUCUUAUAUCUAUUUGGAACUAAUCUUUCAGGUUCUAUCCCUGAGGAAUUAGGAAGGCUUGAGAAUCUGUUGGACUUGGUAAUCUCGAACAACCAGCUAACAGGUUCCAUCCCUCCCACUCUGAAAAAUUUAACUCGGCUUCAAGAAUUAGAUUGCAAGAACAAUGAGAUAUCUGGCUCCAUCCCCUCAGAAUUAGGGAAUCUUGCAAACUUGGUUAUUUUAGAUAUGGGCAACAACAGUCUGUCAAGUUUCAUCCCUCCUAGCUUGGGAAUCUUGACCAAGCUUAAUGAGUUUAGACUUUGGGGUAAUCAUCUCUCUGGCUCCAUUCCUCCUGAAAUAGGAAAUCUGGUGGAGUUAACUUUUCUAUUACUCGAACAAAACAAUUUAACAGGUUCCAUCCCCACUAGCUUAGGAAAUUUAACCAAGCUUGAAAAUUUGUACCUUUCUGAAAAUCAGAUCUUCGGACCAAUUCCUCGUGAUAUACAAUAUCUAGAAUUUAAUAAUAUUACGAAUUUGAAAUCUCUUGACUUGGUAAACAACAAUUUUUCUGGCCAUUUACCUCAUGACAUAUGCAAAGGAGGAGUUCUAGCUCAUCUCAUUUUGAACAACAACCAUUUUGAAGGUCCAAUUCCAAAAAGCUUGAAAAAGUGUACAAGUCUAAGUAGAGUCCGACUUGAGCGGAACCAACUAUCUGGUGAUAUAUCUGAAAAUCUUGGAGUGUAUCCACAUCUGUGGUAUAUUGAUUUAAGCUUCAACAGAUUAUCUGGUAAGCUCUCACCAAAUUGGGGAGGAUGUCAUAAUUUGUCAUUUUUAGGAAUCUCCAACAACAAGGUUACUGGAAACAUACCACUAGAACUCAAAAAGUUAACUCUAUUGCAAGUACUUGAUCUUUCCUCGAACAAUCUAUUAGGAGAGAUUCCGAAGGAUUUGAGCAAAUUGACUCAUCUAUAUAACUUGAAUUUGAGCAACAAUCAACUUGUUGGAGAGCAAAUCGACUAA
This is a messenger RNA of Elaeis guineensis (African oil palm), 1488 nucleotides long. Lineage: Eukaryota; Viridiplantae; Streptophyta; Magnoliopsida; Arecales; Arecaceae. The record is from RefSeq and is a predicted model, not a curated record.